Molecule: messenger RNA, 4127 nt
Organism: Aphis gossypii (cotton aphid)
Lineage: Eukaryota; Metazoa; Arthropoda; Insecta; Hemiptera; Aphididae
Product: mucin-5AC-like
Exons: 7
Coding region: 71-2542 (823 amino acids)
Source: RefSeq, a predicted model, not a curated record
GCCGUGCUAGCAGUCAUUCCACAGAUAUCACCUCUAGCACACAGCCGCACAGCACCGAAGUAGUAGAGCCAUGGGUACGUUUCGCCAAAGGAUGGUCGCGAUCGCAACGGUCCUCGCAAUUUUCGCCGCAGCGCCGAGCGUUUCAAGAUCGGUGAACAUCAGUAGUUCUUGGUUGUUGCCUCAAAACGAGUUUCCGGUAUUUUAUCGACAUUUCAGAGACAGAGUCACAUGGUUUGAAGCCGAUGCUGUGUGCCAAUUUCACCACGCUCAACUGGCCACGGUUGAAUCUAACAGUCAAUUUGAAGCAAUACGUACUUAUCUGAAGGAAUUAGACGUGAUCGAGAAUGUUUGGAUUGGUUUGAAACGGAAUAGCGAAGCUAGUGAAUUCACAUGGACUAAUUAUCAACCCCUCGCGAGGAGUGGAUACUUUAGAGAAGAAGUUCCACGUUCAUCAGAACCAGUUUGCGUUGUGACUGACCCUACAGCCAACUUUAAAUGGCACAGCUUACACUGUGGAGGUCCUGAAGUAGCAUCAUUCGUUUGCGAACUCCCAGUUCCAUAUUGGGCAUCCAAGACCAAUGGGUGCAUGACAAGUAUGAUGGAAGGCAUGACAGUAACUUUCUUGCCAGAACGUCCUGCCAUUCAACUCACUAAGGAAUGUAGUCCAGGUGUUUCUAAAAACGUUACUUGCAAAGGAAACAUGAAACAAUCGGAAAUAAACGAAAAAUUAAGCUGUCCAAAUUCUAAUAAACCACUGAAGACAUUAUUUAAACCUGUCAAACCUGAACUAGCUGAUAUCAAGUUAAAAACAACAACCUCAAGUUCAGAAUCAGAUGUUGAAGACUACGCUAUAGAGAUGGCUACGAUUGCUCAGUACAAUGACGAAACGUUCCAAUCAAUAUCCAAAGUGAUGGGACGUAGUAGCGGUAGCAUCAUAAACUUGCCACAAGAGAUGUCGAUUGCCCAAGAACCUAUAAAGUCUUCAGGCCGAGGAGGUUUUGACACCAACGGCAUUGAUUCGGCGUUUAUCGGUGGCCAGGUCGAAACCACCAGUACCGGCGCUAGUAGCAUCAGCAUCAGUACGAGUACUAGCACUAACACCAUCAGCUCCGUGUCCAGUACGAGCAUGGUUACCAACUCCAGUACUACCAGUACAUCUAGCACCACACCAAAAAGUGUACCGAAAACUACGUCAAAAUUUACCAUAAAACAGAUGACGACAACGACGCCCAUUGAGAUCACUACCGAAACAUCGACCCUUGCUGGUUUGGUUACACUUGUUACGACGUCCGGCACUACAACCAAUGCAAACACCGUAAAUAAAGCGACCACCUCGCCUGUGAAAAUAACCACAACGGGACGAAUUGUGACAACCGUUGGAGGUACUUUGACCGGUGGCAGCCAACCGACCGAAACCUCAGCCACCACACCGACAACAACUAUCAGUAACAACCAUCAUCAUCAGCACCAGCGUGGCUACUCAACCAAUACGACCAGCACCAACGCCAACGCAAACUCCCACGCCACCACCACUACUACCACCACCACCAUGCCAAAGACCCAGCCAACUACAAAAAUGACAACCACUGAGAAGAUACACACCGUAGCCAAAAUGUUUACAGCUGAGACCGGUGAUGACCGUCGGGCCACCGACAACAGCCGCCGACCAACCGCUGCCACACUAGCUGCCAUCGCGACAGUCGUUUCAAAAAUCCCAUACACUGUUGCUUCCGUUUCAGCAACUACCACCAGCACCACCGGCCGCCCACUAAACUCAUUACGUUCAUACAUCAACUACGACAAUAGAUAUGCGGCCAAGGUGAAUGAUGCCCCGACCAUCGAGCCACCAAUUCGCGUUUACAAGAAAAUCGAUUUCCCGGAAUUGCCAAUCAACAACAGCGAUGAUAACGUACCCAAGCCCACGGCCACUCCAUUUUCCAGGACCUCGGUCACCACGUUUUCCAGCCCCAUAAAUGCCACAAAAACUGGAAACAAUAACAUGGUGACCACUCGAUCUUCAACACGGCCGACCGUAACCAGUUCUACCACCAUCAAUGCUUCUGUCAAACCUACCGACGCUCUCAACAAUAGUACAUACGCUGCUACCGAAACAGCUACCACUAAUACUGUAUCCGGCAUGUCACCCACGGCUGUUGCCUUUGACCAAUCAGAUGAUGACAUCCACAAUUGGAAUCUCAUUUCGUCAUCGUCGUCCCUACCCGAAAAAACAACUGGUGACGACGUCUCCGUGACCAGUGCCAGCGUCACCCCAUUCGACAUCACAUCUUCUGCCACUGAUAUUGCGGCUGUAAACGUCGCCACAGAAACCACCACCGUUGCCGCCGCAAUUACCACAACCGCCAAAACCAGCGCUGCCAGCACCACCACUUUCGCUGCCACUACCGCCACUGCCGCUAAUCACCGGAAAAUCGCCAACUACGACGCAUAUACUGACCACCCAAAUCGCAGCCGUCACAUAGUCCGCCCCAAACAACAGCACCAUCACUCCUACCCAUACAUCUUGUACAGACUUUUGGGAUAAAUGGCUUUCCGUCUCUCUUUCUUCCCCAGCGCUUCAAUCACUUAUGAUAAUUAAUGACUAUGAUCUAUCGCCAACACCAUUUAAUUUCCUUCUCAUUUCAUAUCCGUCGUUCUAAACCCUGAUCAAAUUGCAUUAUAAUAUUACUACACAUUCAUUAUAUUUAGGUACUUAUUAUACAUUUAUACGCCGUUCUGAGUUAUUUCCUUCCGCAGUGUGUCCCACAAUGUAACGAUCUACAGGUUAGAUGCAGACAUUUUCUCAUAAAGUGCUCAAUUCACCAUUUUGCUACACAAUUUUUUUAAGUUUUUAAUAUUUUCAGCCACAGGUAUUUCAGUUUUCAAAAACCCCUAUCCAUAGACUAACGAGCUUACCUUUUGUAAGUACACAACACAUAAUAAACUGAUAAUUGACAAACUAACCGAGUUUCACUGAAUAAGUCGACAAUGUUAUAAUCUACUUUAUACGAUUUAAAUCGAAUACCUAUAUAAUUUUUUAAUUGUUUUUUCUUUCUUAAAGCUCGGCAUAUGAUUAAAAUUAAAAUUUCACCAUAGAUACAAACUAAAAUAAGCGUAAAGAAAAGCUGGAUGUUCUUGUCAGAUAAAUAUUUUAUAUUUAUAUUUCCCGGGAUACUGCUAUGAUCGAAUUCUUAAUUCAAUGUUAAUUCCGACUUUUAUUAAAAAGUAAAACAUUAAAUCAGUAAUAACUUCAUUUUCUUAUAGAAAUAAUAUUGAUAUUCAAUGGGAAUACUUUCUAAUUUAAAUUGUUUUUGAUUGUCUUUUGUCAUCUGAUUACAUUAUUCAAAUUGUACUUAUUUGAUUAUUAAUUAUUAACUAUAUUUUAGAUUUGACAAUAGUAAUGAAUUGUUAUUUAUAUUGAAAUAAUAUUACACUACUUUUUCAAUUUUUUCCAUUUAUAUAAUAUUAGUAUCAACAAUUUGAAUACAUGAUUAAUUUAAUUAAUAAAAAUUAAACUAAUUGAUAGUAAAAAUGAGUAUAAUGUUACAAAUGUAAGGUUAUUAUUAUCAUCAUUAAUUAUUAUAUUACUUAUAUAUAAAACAAAGUAAUUGAUUAAUAGUAGCUUGGGUUUCAAAAAAGAAAAUAUUUUCAACUUUUAAAAUAUUUUGUAGCGUUUGAUAUGUUUAUUGCAUUUGGCUAAAUUCAUAACAUUUACAAUUGUAUAUUUAACUGUCUACUUAUAAAAAUUAAAAAUAUUUUUUUUUUUUUUACAUAAAAAAUAUAAUCUUUUAGAUAUCUAAUAAUUUUGAACGAAGUGUAAAAUUUUAAAACGUAUUAUACUGUGGUCAGCGGAUUCUAUAUAGAGUACCCGAAAAUGUUUGCUUUUAUUAACUCAACAAUAUUAUAUUGAAAGUAACAGGAAGCCGAUUCGUCGCAAUAUAGCUUAAUGAUAAUUUAAUUACUAAUUAUUUUAAACAAUAUUGUAGUUUGAUACUAAAAAUAUUUACCUAUUUAGUAGUUAGUUAUUAAAGGUAUUGUGUUUGUCAAUUUAUAGUCAUUUGUAGUAUUUGUAGUAUUUUGAAAUAUAAUAAUCUUUGCUGUCUAAAAUUAAAUAUUUUUUUCAUCUUUAA